AUGCCCUUAUCCGAACCUCGCCAGAUCAAGAAACCCCGACUAUCGCUCAGUUGCAUCGUCUGUCGGCGACGCAAGGUUCGCUGCGGUCGCGAACAGCCAGAAUGUGCGAACUGUGUGCGCAUGAAAGAGACUUGUGUCUACAGGGCCAUGGUCCGUGAUGAAUCCACCGGCCGUGUACGACCAGUAUCGCCUCAAGACAGAGACUCGAGAGACACUACAGACACUACAGAUGCCCGCUCAGAGCUCCCUUGGCUCCAUUGGGGCCGAGAGACCAAUGCGCCGUAUCCCGAGAAACAUUCGAGACCCCCUUCUCGUCCUCAGUUACCCUCCAAUGCAAGUCCUUCUCCACAUCGGCAAGAACCAUAUCCACCAGUCCCUUCAUGGGAAGAGAUUCAACUCCCAAGUUAUCGCGAUGCGAACGUUCCACAAAUUGGUAGCUCGACAACCCGGCAUCCUUCCCCUGUGCCAUCAACAAGCUACUUCUCCGCCCUCAGCGAUCCCAUCUGCCACGAUUAUUUGAGUACAAGACGAGGUGGCCGCGUGAGAUAUAUUGGUCGGUCUUUCUGGGGGUUCGUUGCCGGAAAGGAGAAUCUGAGCGAUGAUUUCUUUGACGAAAACCAGCACGCCCAUCCCGAUCUUCCCCUUCCACAUAUUUCCUCUAUGGGCAUGUUUAAUCUCCUACGGUCGCUACCCACCAAGCCCGUUAGUGAUGCCCUGCUCGGGACAUUCUUUCUAGCCGUGUGGCCACUUGUACCACUCCUACACCCGCCUUCCCUACAGGCAGAUUAUGACGAGUUCUGGGAUUGGUGUCGGAAUAGCGAGAGCGCUAUACCCUCAGCUAAACUUCGCGAUGAUCCUACCUUUAUAUGCCUUCUUUUUGCAGUCCUAUAUUGCGGCGCAUCUGCCGCGCCAGCAGCCACCUGGACGUACCCCAACCUGCCGGGUUUACAGAAGGAGACGACAGCCACCCACCUCAAGUCGGCAUAUACGACGAGUCUUUCCCUGUGUCAGCAUCUGGAACAUCCAACAUUAAAUACACUAGUUUCAACUUUGCUCACGACACCGUUUUUGGACCGGCCCUUCGAGCCCAUGUGUAGUCUGGUUCAUGUGAGCACGACGGUGCGCAUUGCCCAGACUAUGGGUUUACAUCGGGAGGGAAUAUGGUCUGCGCUGAGUGAUGUUGAUAAAGAAAUCCGACGUCGGAUCUGGUGGCACAUUGUUUGGCUCGAUGUGCAGUCGAGCAUCUCCACGGGGCUGACCCUCUGUUGCGGGAAUGAGGCCUUGGACGCCGUGCGCAUGGUUAACCCUCACCGCGAAGGGUCCAGCGAUAUCCCUGCUGGGCUUUCCCCGCGCACAGACACCGUAACUAAUGGGCCAUCGGUGGCCAUCCUUUACGCUAUCGGACGCUAUCAGACUGCUCGAUUACAAGCGAAGAUCGUGGCGCACCUGCAGAGUGCGCAGGGACCAACCCAGGAUGAAUUUGGCGAGCUGAUCACAGACGCCAAGGAGCUUCUGCGGAAGAUCGACUCACUUAUCGCGCGCAUCCCUACACAAGGAAUCCCUGAAAGGGGGUACAUCCCAUUCCGUCUGGCUAAUGCAUCGCCAUCCACACAUCCCUCGUUAUACAAGGAUGAUACAAGCCAGCCAACCGUCUUUGCAGCCCGCUGCCCUGCGCCGCACCUUGCUACCAAGGCGUCGGAGUUACGCGCGACACCCCACCAGCCCUCUCCUGAUGCAUCAUCAUCUACAACCCGCACCAACCGCAAUUAUGAAACCCCAUAUAUGACUACAGGACCUCCUCCAGUGGUUGCUGGUAACAAGCCAGGCCCACCGAACAACGCCUUUGUGGAUGGGAGUGACUCGGUCUUAGAUAUGGACUUCCUUGCUACGAUUUCGGAUCUCGAGGCCUGGUCCUCGUCAUUGAUUCUGGAACCCGACAAUCUCCUAGCACAUCCUGAUAACAUAACCCCUGAUCACGCUGUAAUCAUAGGGUUAGGCCCACACAGUACAACGCCUGGUCACCGUGGCCUGCAUGAAGGUCUCGAUUUCCCAGCCAAAUAG
Penicillium expansum is the source of this 2061-nucleotide messenger RNA. Its product is annotated as Zn(II)2Cys6 transcription factor. Gene Ontology annotation, biological process: DNA-templated transcription; regulation of DNA-templated transcription. Lineage: Eukaryota; Fungi; Ascomycota; Eurotiomycetes; Eurotiales; Aspergillaceae. Gene Ontology annotation, cellular component: nucleus. The coding region runs from base 1 to 2061 and encodes 686 amino acids. The transcript has 3 exons. The record is from RefSeq and is a predicted model, not a curated record. Gene Ontology annotation, molecular function: DNA-binding transcription factor activity, RNA polymerase II-specific; zinc ion binding; DNA binding.